This is a messenger RNA of Mercenaria mercenaria, 4854 nucleotides long. Its product is annotated as multiple epidermal growth factor-like domains protein 10. Bases 541 to 2214 code for a protein of 557 amino acids. The record is from RefSeq and is a predicted model, not a curated record. Lineage: Eukaryota; Metazoa; Mollusca; Bivalvia; Venerida; Veneridae. The transcript has 8 exons. Gene Ontology annotation, molecular function: scavenger receptor activity.
UUAAACCAUUUAAAAGACAUAGCGAAUAAAUCGAAAUUAUCCUUCUUUAUCUAAUAUGUCAAAAAACCGAUAACAUCAACUUCAUCCUAUCCCAGGUAUAAAGUUCAAAAGUGAAUAUUUAUCUAAUUUUUAUCAUAUUGUUCGUAUCUGGUGAUAAAACGGGAUGGUAUGUGAGGAUAUAACCGUUCCCUUAAACUAGGAGCUGAUCUGUUCAAAGCAAGUAAAGAGGUAUGGUGAAUACUUCCCAGCAAAUAAAAGAAUACACCAGUUUCAAAUUUCAGUGUUUUUCACCUACUUUUGGGGCACUAAGGAAGGUAAAAAGGGAUUCUAGCUGAUUUAUGCACUUGAUGGAUGACUUCAAGCACAUUUGGUUCCUUUCAGCCGUAACAACAGAGUUUUCUUCCUUCAUACUGAUUUCUAACCAAAAAAAAAAAAAUGCGAAAGAUGAUUUGUCACACAGGUUACUAUUAGCUACGAUCUUCCAGGGAUAACAGAAGAAAGAAGAAAAUAAUACAUACGUACAUUGUAUGUGUGACAACAAUGACGAGCAUGGCUUUCUUGUUUACUUCAAUCAUUGUUUUACAAAAUGUGAACUUAUAUAAUGCAGGUGAAUGUCCAAUCGACAACUGCAGACAUUGCACAUCUCUCAGUGAGUGUUCUGUAUGCGACGUUGGCCGCUUUGGUAGGAAAUGUGAACACAAUUGUCGAGCAGAUUCUUAUACAUGUCAUCUUUGUAGUGAUUCCUUUUUAAAAGCAUUUAAGUCAGAAUCUGCUUGUUUUGAUUGCCAAGAACGGGAGUAUUUUUCAAAUGAUAAAUGCCACUCUUGUCCACAAACAUGUGUUUCUUGUGUUGCCUCAGACAAAUGUAUUGAUUGUAAAGCCGGAUAUUUUGGACCAGCCUGUCAGAAUAUUUGUCCCCAAAACUGCAAUGCGUGUUCCAAGCAUGACUUGUGUACCACUUGCAAAGAAGGUUGGGUAGGUAGUAUGUGUCAAUGCAGUCAAAAUUGUGUUCAAGAAGGCGACGUGCUUGAAUGGUGCAGUAUAAAUGGGACAUGUUUAAAAGGAUGUAUUAAUGGAAAACGGGGAAGAACGUGCAAUGACAACUGUCUGAAAAAAGAAAUCUGCCACAAGUGUGAUCAGUUUUCAGAACGUUGUUUGGAAUGUUCUGAUGGACUAUAUGGAAUGAAUUAUUGUGACCAGAAGUGUGACCGGUGUAUGCCAAACGGUAAAGGGGAUAUCAAUUGUAGCAUCGAGACUGGGGAAUGUAACAAUGGGUGUCUUGAUGGAUUCUUUGGUCGCAGAUGUGACAGAAAAUGUGCAUACUGUAUGCCAUUGUCUGAAGAUUCUGAUGAGAAAAAAUGUGACAUUGAUAACGGAACAUGUAAUAACGGCUGUAUUUAUGGAUAUCAUGGCAGUAGUUGCGACAAAAAGUGCGGACAUUGCUUACCAGAUAGGGAAGGUGUGGUUAAGUGUGCUAUUGACACUGGAGAAUGUAAUACUACUUGUAUCGACGGUUUCUAUGGCCAAAACUGUGACAGAAAGUGCAGUCGGAACUGUUUUAAUUCGAAAUCAGACUCAGCUAGAUGUGAUAAAGAAACAGGAAGCUGUUUAUUUGGUUGUGUACCAGGCUGGUACGGCGAAAUUUGUGAAACUCUUUGUAGCAGUACGUGCUCUAAAAAGUCUUGCAAUCAACUAUCGGGCAAAUGCGACAAUGGAUGUAUUACUGGCUGGUAUGGAGACAGGUGCAAUGAAAUUUGCAGCAUUUCAUGCUUUAAUAAAUCAUGUUCCCAUCAGUUAGGACAUUGUAAACAUGGAUGUGCUGAUGGGUAUUUCGGCGAAAGUUGUGAACACGUCUGUAUUGGCAAUUGCAAGGACGAUAUUUGUGACAGACAGACUUCACUUUGUUUGACCGGAUGCGAUACGGGAUAUGAAGGGACGUUUUGUAAUGAAACAAUGCAGACAGAUUUCGGUCCUGUUGUUAUAGGAACUGUUAGUGGUUUUGCUGCAGCUUUAACAUUAUCAUUUGUUAUUGUGAUGACUUGGUGUGCAAUAAGGUUUGCUCUUUGUGCUAAGCGCUGUCAUGGUGUAAUUGCAUCCAACAAAGUUAAUAUUGAGCCAGUUUACGUUGAACUUUCUGAAGACGAACACGACGACAUCAUGGAGACACAUUUCACUGCCGAGAAUUUACAUGUGGAAGUUUGUACAAAUUCUUAACUUGGAACUAUGCAUGAAUGUGGGAGUAUAGCAAAUAUCAACGAAACUUACGACACUCCUGCUUACAGGAAAAGUAAAACAAACUGUUACACUGAAACUGCAUCUAUUUUAGCUGAUACGGCUGGGAAACCACAAUAUGUCAAUGUAUUGAACCUGAAUAUCAACCCUGACGAAUCUUACAGAGGUCACGAAAUUCCAGUUUCUGUAAACCACAACACAUCAGUAUCCAGCGCAAGCACUUCAAUGACAUGUGGGUAUCAUAAAAUAUGAGGCUUUGGUGCAGAUCUAUUACGUUCUUCCGAAAGUGUAUGUGUCAGUGCAAUGUCUUCAAAUGAAAACCAUAUUGUUUACGAUGUUCCUGAAACUGUCGUUGUUAGACAUAGGAAGUAUCGAAGGGCAGCGUAUACCGGUGGUUGCAUUUUGACACAAACUGAAAAAAAAUCAUUCGGAACAGACUAGAACUUGAGACACAUGCAAAUUGAAGCAAUCAUAGUGAAUGAAAAUGAUAGUUGUAAUUACUUACACCCAGUAAUAUGAUAAUGUAAUAAUAAACUUUGACACAAGUUAAGACUUUGCUAUUUACAAAACAGAGACAGUUUCGUUUAGCAAUCAUUGUACUGAUUGCACCAGAUACAAAAAAAAAAAGAUUUAAAAUGAUUUUUUUCUCUGUAUCAAAGUUUUACUUGAAAACCAUUUGUUUGCAUGUAUGUUUGCUUAGAGUCGCGAUUGGUUACCAAUAAUUAUUUCAUCAUUUUAAGUUUGAAAGUGUGUGCACGAUGUAUACAGGAUGACUAGCCGUAACAUUCAUGGUGUAAAUAACCCAAAAAGAACACGACUUUGAGUUCAAAUUCAUAUUUGCAAUGUCAUUAGUAUUUUCGCUAAGAGAAGUCAAGCAUCCGGUGACUUUUUAAACCAUCUUCUUCAUUAUCCUUUCGUUUUUUCCCAUAUAUUACCCUGGAUAUCUCAAGUUACUUGGACAUGUCACUUGGUCACUGUGUAUCAUCAUUUUCUUUUCCGUGGCAGAAAACUCUCUUUAAAAUGUCAAAGCAUUUCUUAUCUCUGACCGAUUGUUAAAUGUGGUUAAAAUGGUGUUUAACAACAUUCCUUCCUCGGUUAACCAACUACAAACCUUGCUCAAGUUAUUAUGAUUCAUUUUCUUUGGUAGACGUUCUAUUUAAUUCUUGAAACAAUCUUUAUUUAAAACAAAACAAGGCUGCUAUGGGUGACUCUACUUUUCCCAGUACGGAUCUAUGGAACAUCUGGCUUCCAACAUUUUUUUACUUUACCCUCUUGCGUGAUUUUAUUACCCUAUGAGGUGCUAAAACAGAAAGGAAAGUAUACCAAGUUAGCUAACGUUUUGAUUGCAUAUAGCUCUAGAAAGCUAGAGCAUUUUGCUCUUCAUCCACUUACGACUGUGUCACUUAAGAUUGAUUACGGUCACUAUUUUCAUAUAGAACUAAGUAUCAUGCUCCAAGGGUCUCAGAACAAAACGAACAUAAAGAAUAGAUAUGCCUGGAUGGGUAUGCAUGAUUUGAUCCCCCCCCCCCCCCCCCCCCCCCCAACGCAUUACAUCCAUUAUGUCUGGCAAUGAUUACUAUUAAAUAUUUUUUAAUUCUCACACUUGAUCAUGUUCUAAUUUUGCUUCUUCAAAAUAAAAUGAAUAAAAUCAUAGGCGCUAUUAGUAGUCAUUUUGUAUGAGUUAUAUACAGUUAUAUACAAACUGCUUAAAAUGAAUACAUCAAUGACGUUUGAAGACUAUGAAUGGAUGGGAAACAUCACAUUGCAAGGUCAGAGAAAAGCUACCUCUGAAGUACGUGUUUUUGUUUUUGAAACACUGUUAAAUAAAAGUAAUUGAAAGCAUUAUUAUUAAGAAAUAUACAAUUUUAUGCUUCUUAAAAUUGUCAGCCCCAAAUGACGAAGGAGCCUGAAAACUUUGCUAAAGAUGAUUUUAAUAUAACACCAUCGCUUGCUUAAUUAUUUAGUACAUAUUUUAUAACAUACAAUGUCAGUUCAGCUGACAAACAGUAACAUGUCAACUUUUUUCGCAUGUGUUCGUCUUGUGCCAUUCAAAGUUAAGCUUUCAAAAACCUAUUAAUUUCUGCUUUAGCUUUUUUAACUAAAUCACGUUAUUCUAAUAUGACUAGCAAUGCUUAAAUAUUCACAACGAUAUCAUGCUGACGUCUGUCACGUCGACGUGUUAUUUAGCUUUCAAAUUUUGUCAAAUAUUUUACUGAAGGUUUAGGAGUAUAUCAUCAAAAUAAAGAAAUAUUUGAGAAAUGAAAAUCAUCUUUACCAGCAAUCUAUCCGACGAUUUCAUGUUCUGCCGUACUGUCCGUUACGAUAGAUACUUAUACUAUUCUUAAAAGGUUGCCUCGUUUUAGAAAUGAAUGCCAUUUGUAAAGAGUGAAAUUUCAAUACUGGGAUGUUAUUGCAAAUGCAUAGAAAAUACGAUAUAUAAUAGCUCUUCGAAAAUGGCGAGAUUUUAAAGGCGCUGUACUGUCCGAAAGUGUGGCCUUUUUAUGCAGUCCGUUUCCAGAAUUCAAUGUUUAUAUCAGUAUACUGACAAGUGUUUUGUGGAGUAAUAUACAUGUUUUAUAUGCUGUUCUAUUUUCAGGUAAAUAAAACGCUUUCUUUCUAUGA